AUGGCAGGCAAACAGGCCAACAUGGGGAAGAUAAUCUUCUAUGAGGACAAGAACUUCUCUGGGCACCAUUUUGAGUGCAGCAGUGACUGUGUGGACCUGAUGUGCCUCCUCAAACGCUGCAACUCCAUCAAGGUGGAAAGCGGCUGUUUCAUGAUCUACGAGAAACCCAACUACACUGGAAACCAGUACUACUUAAAGAGAGGAGAGUAUCCUGACUUCUAUCACUGGAUGGGAGCCAACGACUCGAUCUGCUCCUGCCGCCUCAUCCACAUGAAGCCGGGGUCCUUCAUCAUGCGGCUGUAUGAGCGGCUCGAGUUCGGAGGCCAGAUGAUGGACCUGGUGGACGACUGUCCUAGCGUCCUGGACCGCUUCCACGUGAAUGACAUCUUCUCCUGCAACGUGACCGAAGGCAACUGGCUCUUCUUUGAGCAGCCAAACUACCGGGGCAGGAUGUACCUGAUCAGACCUGGAGAGUACAAGAGGUUCAGCGAGUGGGGCGGCAGGAGCGCAAGGGUCGGCUCAAUCAGACGCAUCCUGGACUAUUGA
Molecule: messenger RNA, 546 nt
Organism: Plectropomus leopardus (leopard coralgrouper)
Lineage: Eukaryota; Metazoa; Chordata; Actinopteri; Perciformes; Serranidae
Product: gamma-crystallin M2-like
Biological process (GO): visual perception; lens development in camera-type eye
Molecular function (GO): structural constituent of eye lens
Source: RefSeq, a predicted model, not a curated record